Podarcis muralis (Common wall lizard) is the source of this 2506-nucleotide messenger RNA. RefSeq names its product RecQ mediated genome instability 1 (gene RMI1). Lineage: Eukaryota; Metazoa; Chordata; Lepidosauria; Squamata; Lacertidae. The record is from RefSeq and is a predicted model, not a curated record. Gene Ontology annotation, cellular component: RecQ family helicase-topoisomerase III complex; nuclear body. Gene Ontology annotation, biological process: double-strand break repair via homologous recombination; resolution of meiotic recombination intermediates. Gene Ontology annotation, molecular function: nucleotide binding.
GGACUUCUCGCGAGCCUGGGAAGUUCGCUUUGGCGCUUAAAACAAAAGCGGGGGAGGGCUCCCGAGGGCCCGCGUGUGGCGGCAGGACGCGAGUCGAGCGCUUCUCACGGCAUUAACAGUUUUCCUUUCACCUCAAAAGAAAAUGGCUGCAUCAGGUCUGGCAGCAAGAGUGGAAACUUGGCUUUCAUCUACAUGGCAUGUGAAGGUUCCUGCACCAUGGCUAGAAGCGUGUAUUGAUUGGAUUCAACAAGAAAAUGGCAGUGGCAGUUUGGCUCAGGCUUCUAUUAACAAGCAAGUUUUUGAACAGUGGCUUCUUACAGAUCUCCGAGAUCUCGAAUACCCAGUUCUGCCUGACUGCAUUUCAAACAAUCCAAAGGGAGAAUUGAACAGCUUUUAUUCCAUACAGAUUGAUUCACUUGUUGAUGUGAGUCAGCCUGCCUAUUCCCAACUGCAAAAGAUAAGAAAGAAAAAUACUGUAAAUGAGGAAAUAACUGCUAAUACACAGGGAACAUUGAGGCCCUGGGAAGCAAAGCCUACUCGAAUGCUGAUGCUGCAGUUGACAGAUGGCAUACAUGACAUUCAAGGCAUGGAAUACCAGCCUAUUCCUGUUCUCCAUAGCAAUCUUCCUCCAGGGACAAAGGUUAUGAUACAGGGGAAAGUUGCAUAUCGCUUAGGUGUUCUUUUGCUUAAACCAGAAAAUGUAAGAUUGCUGGGGGGUGAAGUGGAUAGCCUUGUGGAAGAUAACUCUGAAGAAAGAGUUCUUGCUAGGCUUAUUAGAGAAGAAGACAGAAAUCCUAAUGCUGAGAAACCAAAUGCUGCUGAAUGUGACAUUUCAAUACCUGUUGAUGAAGUGGGCCCUUCUGAUGAAGAGCUUCUGGCAAGUCUUGGGGGAAAUGAAGAAUUAAUGAUAAAUGAGGCCCCUUUUGAAAGUAGAUGCUGCACCCGAAGUACCAGAUUAAAUUCCACCACAUCUCUGCUUCCCACUACUGAAAGCUGUUUGCAGCAAGACCCUGCAGCGUUCAUUGCAGAAAAUGAAGAACAAAGUGUUCCAGUUCUGGGAAACAUGGAAGGAGAUUUCUAUGAGUUUCCAUUGGAGGAUGAUUUACUUUUAGAAGAAGAGAUCAUGCAAGAACAGAUAGAGGUUCUGACUAGAAGCCCUAGCAUAAAUAGUGCUGGGGAAUCUGGCGAAACAAUAAUGUGUGAUAUACAUGAAGAAAGCACAGGAGAUUUUUUAAUGAAACUUAAUGCCCAGAGAACCAAAAACAUGGAAGGCCGUUUUGGAAAUAUGAUGGUACAAGAGAAAAACAAUGAAAAGCCCUCCAAUAAUUCUAACAAUAGGCUAACAGACAUUAAUGUAGAACUUGAACAAUAUCCUCAACCUGAACAGACUUGCAGAAUACAAAAUAAGUGCCACAAAGUUGAUUUAAAUGCCCUUCCCUUCACAUAUUUAUCAGUUUUAUUAAGUAACAAGCCCAAGGCUAUUACAACUCUGAAAAUUAGAGCAUUUAUAGUAACUCUUACCAGAAAUCUGACAAGCAGUGGUGGCUUUUCAAGUUUAUCAGCAAAAAUAUCUGAUGGUACAGCUUAUUUAGAAGUGGAUUUUGCUGAUGAGAUUCUAACAAGCUUGAUCGGGUUUUCAGCACCUGAAAUGAAACAACUAAAGAAAGAUCCUGUCCUAGGCCCCAGAAUUAAGGAAGGUUUACAGAAUUGCCAACGAGCACUAAUAGACCUCUGUUGUUUGAUGACCAUCAAAUUUAACCCUUCUCAGACAAAAGCAACAGUAAUAGUUUUGCAAGACAUUAAUGCAAAUGAUUUCAAUAAUUUAAAAGAACGCCUAAAUACAUGCUGCAUUUAAGUAAAACUCUUGUUUGCGAUCCCAUAAAGUUGUUAAAUCACAAAUCAUAUUUAGUUAUUAGGUGAAAUGGCGUUUUGUGGGCGCUUGAAUUCAGAAAAUAUCAGUGGGAUAGUAGGAAAAUACUUGAGUACUGCGGCGUGUUUUCAUUGGUACUUGUCUAUUUUAACAAAGGUUUGUGCUGGUUUUUUUCAAAAAUACUUUCUCAUGCUAUCAGGAAAAAACAAGAGUUAUAGCCAGUGAUAACAGUGUAAAGCAAUAUUCAGCUAUGCCCUCACCCCACAUCUGCCCUGGAGGGUCCUUCAACAUUCUGGAGUGGAUUUAGGUGGUGGGGGCUGCAAGAGGGAUGGGGAAUCACUCAAAAUUGCUUACCUCCUAUUCUAUUGAUGAGAGCCUGACUAUCGGCUAAGCGACACUGUUGGACAUAACUGAAGGUUUUGGAAAUACUGUAAAUGAAAAUCCAGUAUUACCGGAGCGCAUUUCUAAGACUUUAUAAGCUUUCUGAAAAUAAAUUGAUGCUUAAACUGUUGUGAUAGGCAAGUCAGAAUUGUUCAAUUUGCAAUGUCUUUCUGCUACUUUUAAGGUAUUUGUGCAUCAUGUCAUUUCUAUCUUACUCAUUUUGAAAAACCUGAAAUAAAACUAUUUGUAAGCCUA